AAGUGGGUGUGUGACACAAGAUCACGUGAUUUGUAAUACACAAAGUCACUAGACUACUGCCUGGUGACGCUGUUUCUUUCCUUGACACUAUUCUAAACUCUAGUUUUGUGAACACUGAAUAAAAUAAAUAAACUUAUCCAUGAUGGGCAUCUUUUCAAUCAAACGAGCGUUUUUAAGCUCCAUUUACAUAUGUUUUAUAAUUGGAUUGGUAUCCGGUACCACAAUCGUGAAAAUGAAAGUGAAUGAUUUUUGCCCUCUUCUAUUCAAGGACUGUGGGUCAGAGGCCGGUACACUAUCAGCUGUUAACUUCAAUGGCACAUGUUCUGGAGGGAAAGCACAGCUUCAGAAAGGGACUGUUGUAGCUAUUCAAUUCACCCUCUCCACAAAGGCAGAUGAAGCUUCCCUGAAUUCAAAAGUGUAUGGCAAGAUUGGAGUUCUUCCUUUUGUUUCAUUCCCGCUUGAUAACCCAGAUGCCUGCAAAGAUUCUGGGCUGACUUGUCCAGUCAAAGCCAAUACUGUGGUCCAGUACCUGCCUGUUUUAAAUGUUCUUAAAAGCUAUCCAUCUGUUGAUGUUAUUGUCAAGUGGGAGCUGCAGAACAAAGAUGGAAAAAAUGUGUUUUGUACCUUGAUUCCUGCCUCCAUUACUGGCUAAGUUACACAGUGAACACUUUGUUUUGUUAUCAAUAUUUAAAAGCCUGGCAAAACUACUAUGCAAACACUUAGCACAAUUUAGUUAUAUUUCUCGAUGUGUAACUAAAAAUUUUGAAUUGGUAAUGUAAGUUGUAAGUUAAUAUUUUAGAAAAGCUGGUUCUUUGACCAACAUUUUUAUAGAAUUGUAAUUAUCCAAAUUAAUAUUUUUAGAUAUGUCAGUCGCAUAGGCAUCAGAUUGUAGAGGAACUGAAGGUUCCGCUUGUUACCACAUCAUGAGAUAUAAUGCCAUUUACACUGUUGAUAUUUAUAAACUUUCUGUAAACACAUCUCACUGUUUGUAUGUUGGGUAUUCUUGAGUUGUAGAACCUUUUGAACUAGAAGUUUGACCUUAGUGUCUGGCUGUCAAAAAGUAAAUAUUUUACCUGUUAUGAUCUGAUUUAAAUGAUCUAGAGUUCAUGGAAUUGUUCAUUUACUGUAUUGGAUAAACUGAGUCCUAUUGAUAAACACAUGGAUAUUAUUUCAGCUAUUUUUAGUUUACAUACUCUAUUGUAUUUGUAUACUACAAUAAUGAAUUCUUUUCUAAACUAUUUGUAUCACUUGUGUAUAUCACUAUACAAUGUGUCACCACAAGGUGUUUAGUGAUGUUCUUCUUAAGUUAAACAUAAUAGAAUUUUUAUAUAUUGUUAUCUAAACUACACAUUUUUGAUAAACAAUGUACUGUAUUUUAUAUAUAUAAGCUCAUAUUUUAAUAAAUGAUCUAUCAAACUUUAUGAAGCAAUACAGGAAAAACUUUGAACUAGAGAAAAUAAAAAUAAUGUAUAUUUUUACAUACUUAUAAUGACUAAGAAUAAUUUAAAAAUGAUUUGGCAGUUUUAUGGUACAUGACAGGAUAGCUCAUUUGUUUUUCCAAGAUUGUGCAGGAUUAUCCUAGGGUGAUGAAUUGUUAUAUUACUUGAUGUAAAUGUUUAUUUGUACUAAACUUUUUUUCAACUUGAUGAUCUCCUACAUUCACAUUUAUUUGCAUUCUGUUUAUCAUCAAACGCCUGUAAUAAAUUGAGCAUCUUUUUCUUUAUAUAACUGUUUUAUGUUUUUGUUUGACACGCCUACU
Messenger RNA from Physella acuta, 1759 nucleotides. RefSeq names its product ecdysteroid-regulated 16 kDa protein-like. Gene Ontology annotation, biological process: sterol transport. Lineage: Eukaryota; Metazoa; Mollusca; Gastropoda; Physidae. The record is from RefSeq and is a predicted model, not a curated record. Gene Ontology annotation, molecular function: sterol binding.